AUGGAUCUCCUGCCUGUGGAGCAGAAUACCCUCACCGGGGAGUUGGACACUAACAAGGAGAAAAGAGAGGCCAUACCCGCACAACCUAGUCGUUUAUGUAUGGAAGAUGAGAGAUGUAGACUUUGUCUGUUCAACUUGGAGGAAGACGACAUGGUUGUUGUCCGUGUGUCAGAUGCUCCAGAGGAAAGGUUCUCCCCAGAAUUCCCUUUCUCAAUAAUGCAUCACACAUACGACAGUAUCAACCGCAUCCGCAUACAUGCCUGUCGUCGGCCUUGCAAAGAAAAGGGCCACCUCACUCCGUUCUUCCACGCUGAGUGUCGGAAAUUCAAACAGCAUGACGUUUCCAGAGUUGUGUCCACUGGAGCCUUCCGAUUUGAACCGACGGUACAUGAGCAGCACCGUCGUUUCACUCAUAUCAAGCAUUUUCUAGCGCAAAGAUUGGAUGCUAUGUUUCAAGUGAAGCUUCCUACUGAGAUAUUAGACAUAAUAGCCCAGAUGCUUGUUCACGAAUGUGCUACAAUCACAAACCAGGAGCGAUCUGUGGGGAGGACUGAAGAACAUGAGCUAAUUCGUUUGGACUCUGCGGUAUAUGCAACAUAUUCCGUGGUUGAUGGCUUACGUUAUGUGAAGAGUCUCACGAAUUUUCCUGUCCCAGACAGAGACGGAUACGCGCUACUGAGCAAGGAAGGACAAACUCUUAAUCGGCUUUAUAUCGCGCAUAGCUAUAGAGGUGUCCGAGCGAUCAAAUUAUGCCCAUCAAAUGUGUCUAUGUCGGGCCCAUGUCCGAUCACGGGUUGUUAUUGGCGAAACAUCCCCGACGUCGAAAGGAUAGUCAUCCACGACAAUGGUUUAAUGAUACGGGGUAUAGACGUCCUAAGAGAGCCUCGUCACCGUAGCAUCAGUGAUGACACGCACUGGGCGAAUCUCGAGCAUCCAUCUGACAUCAUAGAUCUUCAGAACUUGGGUGAGGGCCUGAGUUUAGACAACAGUGACGUCCGGAUGGCAUCUUUUGACUGCAAUGCGGAGGGCAUCACCGGAUAUACCGUGGUCACUGACGGACAUCGAACGGCCACUGUCCAUGCCCACAGAUCUGGCGAAAAGGCUAAAUUCUAUGAUGAGAUAGAUUAUUCAUGGCCUUGUGGCUUCUUCAUUUACAUGCCACUGGAUGAGGGAGAGUAUUUGGCAGAGAUCUGCCGUCACCAUGGUAAAGAUCCCAACUCUGACGAAAAGGGCUCAGGCAGUUUGGUGUUUGUUACAAACAAAGGGAGAGCCAUUUUGUUCGGCGCCGCUCUCUCUCUGGUUGACAUUACAGCAUUCCACAAGUUGGCAACACUCUCGCCAAAUGGUUCACAGAUUUAUAUCAACGACUGGACUUACGAUUUCAUAGAUGAAAUACGAUAUAUCGCAUUCAGUCAAGGCCUAGUACCCUUAGAAGAACAACCAAUUCCCUCUUGUCUGGUUCCUGACUUCCCGAGCGCCUGCACCAAAACCAAUGGACCCUGGUUCAAAUCAUCUUGCAGCAUGACAGGUAUAAGUGAGAUAACUCUUUGCAGAAAUACUUCACUUGCGCAUAAACCCAUCAUCGGAAUGUUACUGUACUAUGACAACGGCCAUCGAGAAUGUCUCGGCCGAUUCCGUUUCGAUAAGACUUUGGAGACGCUUCGUCUUGACAUGAAUACGGACUUAUACGUCGGAUCAGGACGAAACAUCUGGGACUUUCUGUAUAUUGAACAGAUCCUUACUUCUCCCCGUUACAACAAGGCACAUCUCCGCUGGAUGAAGCUUCCGCGCGACGGUGUCUUGGAAUGGUGGAACUCUUACCAGCACUCCAUUUUGCGUCACUUGUCGGAGAAGGUCACCAACCUUGAUGGCGACCGAUUGUAA
This is a messenger RNA of Fusarium poae, 1884 nucleotides long. RefSeq lists its product as uncharacterized. Bases 1 to 1884 code for a protein of 627 amino acids. Lineage: Eukaryota; Fungi; Ascomycota; Sordariomycetes; Hypocreales; Nectriaceae. The transcript has 3 exons. The record is from RefSeq and is a predicted model, not a curated record.